Drosophila innubila is the source of this 1851-nucleotide messenger RNA. RefSeq names its product esterase B1. The transcript is spliced from 4 exons. Lineage: Eukaryota; Metazoa; Arthropoda; Insecta; Diptera; Drosophilidae. The record is from RefSeq and is a predicted model, not a curated record. The coding region runs from base 88 to 1692 and encodes 534 amino acids.
GCCAGAUAACUUUAUCUUUCAGCAUGGUUAAAUCUAGUUUAAUUGCCAAAUUUUUGGUUUUCGUAGCCAGUUUUUCGAAGACAAGACAUGGAAACGGACUACAAGGAAACGAAUCCAGUUCACAACACGACUCACGGUCCGGUGAGAGGCGUUCUGCGUAAGUCGAUGUAUGAUGAGCUUUACUACAGCUUCGACGGCAUACCUUAUGCUCAGCCGCCCCUGGGGGAGUUACGUUUUAAGGAGCCACAGGAUGCAACACCAUGGAAUGGGGUUCUGGACUGCACACAGCCGCGAGACAAGUGUCUUCAGGUCAACAGGCGAAACAAUAAGGUUGAAGGCUCCGAAGACUGUCUAUAUUUGAAUAUAGCUGUGAAAAGAUUAAGCAGUGAUAAGCCAUUGCCUGUGAUGGUUUAUGUUCAUGGAGGCGCCUUUAAGUCAGGGGAUCCAUCAAGUCGUGCCUGGUCACCGGAAUUUUUAAUGCGCGAAGACGUCAUCUACAUUAGCAUUGGUUACAGACUCGGAGCAUUCGGACAUCUGAGUUUUGCGGAUCCAUCACUGGGAAUUCCCGGCAAUUCGGGCUUAAAGGAUAUUGUGCUCGCCCUGAAGUGGAUCAAAGCUAAUGUGAAAUACUUCAAUGGGAAUGAGAAUAACAUAACUCUCUUCGGCCACAGCUCGGGUAGCAUGCUAGUACAACUGCUGUCUGUAAGUCCACAGACCGAAGGACUCUUCAACAAGUUCAUCCUAAUGGCGGGAUUCUUGCAAGAACUGAACCGUUUGCCCAACAUUGAGUACCGCCUGGCUCAGAAGUUGGGAUACCAGGGAGAAAAUAUUGAUAAUGAAGUGUACAACUUUAUUAAAAGUGCUGAUCCUAAUCUCUUGGCUUCGGCGGAUAUUUUGACGGAAUUUGAGAAAUGUCAUAGUGAUAUGAUAACAACAUGUACACCUAACGUGGAGCACUAUGAGACACCCGCAGGAUUGAUACUAAGAGAGCCUCGUGAGUUGCAACGUAAAGCCUGGAGUAAUCGGAUUCCACUGAUGCUGGGCACUACCAGCGAUGACGGAUUUAGUGUGUCUUUAGAGAUCCUUAGUCAGCAUCCUGAGGUCUUGCUACCACGCACUCUUUUAUUCCUUGAUGAUGCCCAAAUGCGAAGACAGUUGGGAAAGAAGUUGGUGGAGUCCGUUUGUCAGGUCGAUAUCAAUGAUCUGAGCGAAGCACAUUUGGACUCACUUAAAAAGGUCAAAACUUAUUGCAUUAUGCAUAAUCAGCAUCGUUUGAUCAAUGCUCGCUUAGCUUAUGGAAAAGCCGAUAACUAUCUUUACCGUUUCGAUUUUGACUCGCCCGAUUGUAACUUUUAUCGCAUACGCCGUUUAGGUCCCGAUAGUCGAGAAGUUACUCAUGGCGAUGAUUUGUGCUAUUUAUUCAAGAUACCAGACACAUUCAAGCUGGAUAAGUCCAGAGCAGAGUAUGCCACGAUAUGUAGAAUGGCAUCCAUGUUCGUUGAGUUUGCCCUUCGGUCCAAUCCGAACUCCCCUCUCACACAAACUUUGGUGAAUUGGAAGCCUGUCACUCCAGAUGAACCAAAUAUGUGUCUGAAUAUCAAUGAGGAGCUGCGGUUCAUUCCACAACCGGAACUACAGAGUCUACAGUUUUUCGACAAAUUGUUUGAGGAGGCAGGUGUGGACUUAAUUUAAGGCCAAUUUUGAGACCAGCGAUAUAUGAUUGCAGAUCUUAUCAGAGUAUAAUUAACCUAGAUUCCAGCUGGAUUUAUUUUAUUAUGCGCUUAAUGCCUUGUCUGUUUUUUUCAAGCUCUUACUAAGAAAUAACAGCAUUACAUUUUUUUUGUAAGAGUA